Molecule: messenger RNA, 788 nt
Organism: Ipomoea nil (Japanese morning glory)
Lineage: Eukaryota; Viridiplantae; Streptophyta; Magnoliopsida; Solanales; Convolvulaceae
Exons: 7
Coding region: 159-599 (146 amino acids)
Source: RefSeq, a predicted model, not a curated record
GUCGGCUGUUGCGGCGUCGCCUGUUCGCCAGCUGUCCAACUCCAUCUUCAACCGUUGUCUGUCUGUCUUCACCUUCAGGCCUUAGGUUUGACUGGUGCUGCAAAUGAAGGGGUGAUGACAGAGAUGUUGGAACCUUCCAUAGUCUGAUCUGUAGCACCAUGCAGAAUGAGAGGAGCAGCUGGAGGCCCUGUUAUGAAGGGAGCUUAAGAGGAGGAUGCUGGCUCUUGGUCAUCACUAUGAAUCUAAAAUUAAUGGUUGAAUCAGAGCUAGCUGAACUGGCUCUAGAUGGAAGGAUGGAAUAUUUAAAAUCACUUGGUGUUAAUGAAAGUGGCCUUGGAAAUCUUAUUAGGACAACAUAUGUCCUACUGGGUUUGAGAACAUACUUCACUCCUGGCGAGAAGGAAACAAUAAUGUUAGGGGGAGACAGUUUUGGCAUGACUGCACCUCAAGCUGCUGGAGUUAUACAGUCUGAAAGGUUGCUUAUGAUGAUUUUGUUGCUGCUGGAUCAUUUGCAGCUGCAAGAACAUUUUGCAGAACUUACAUUUAUCUAUACCAUCAAGAAAGUAUACCCAUCAUCUACACUUGAUCAAAGUCAUUGAAGUAGAAGGCUGUGGAUGAUGCAUUGAUCACAUCCAUAGAAGAAGUGCCGGAUUUGAUGGCUUAUUGGGUGCAUCGAGCAUACUUAAGUAGUAUAUAUUUUUGUUAUAUGGUAUUUAUAGUCUAUUGUUGGAAGUACUAUGAACAUGAUUAUUUUUGUUGUAAAUAUUUUUGAUGUUUAAAUAUAUUUU